GUAGCAGCAGUGAACUGUAUGGCAUCACGGACGGAACACACAGGGAGACAAACAGGACUUGCUCCCUUAAAAGCUGAGCGAAUUCACCGCAGGGAGAUUUAGGGAAGGUGUCGGUUCAUGUUGCAGGAUGACAUGGAUGUCCAGCAUGGGACAUAGAAUCUUGUGGCGGGAUAAAAGAGAAUGGGCCCUGCGUCCCAGUUUCUGAGAUGUCUCUGGGUCGGCUCCUGCGGCGUGCCUCCUCCAAGGCGUCCGACCUCCUGACCUUUAAUCCUGGCGCAGCCGGAGCGUCGCUGCGUUCAGGCCUGGAUGGCGAGAUCAUUUUCUCUAAAAAUAAUGUUUGCGUGCACCCUGCCGAGCCGCUGCCGGGCCUGGCAGAGCACCACCCAGGUUACCUGUGUGUCCACGUGGAGAAGGACGAGAGCCUUGGCACCACUCUCAUUUUGACCUGGGUGCCCAAUUCCCGAAUUCAGAGGCAGGAUGAAGAGGCGCUACGCUACAUCACGCCAGAGAGCUCACCCGUACGCCGCAACGGGCGCCGCAGAGGCAGACGACCCCACUCUCGCCCCUCAGCUGCACAAGUGGAAGAAGAGGACGAGGAGAGGAACAUCACUCUCAGCUCCUCUGCAGAGAGCCACGGUCCGGUUGCAGACCCCGCAGCAGAUCCCCCCUCCGUGCAGCACAAGCAGACACCCCCGCCUGGAGAGGAGGGCGACGAAGGCUCCUGUGAGCUGUCGGACGAACUUAGCCGCGACAGCACCAUGGGUUCCGACUCGGACACCUUCUCCUCGCCAUUCUGCUUGUCCCCCGUCAGUGAGGCGCUUUGUGAGAGCAGCAGCUCCGUCUUCUUGGACAGUGACAGCAGGGAGCUGUGCGACGAGGCCAUGCGCCACUCGGUCAGCUCCGCCUCCAGCCUUGAGAGCCACGCCCCCUCCGAGAGCAACGGCGGCCAAUUGCAGUGCGUGCGUGGGUGGGAGGAGCAGCAGAAGGUGCUCGCUCUGGAGCAGCUGUGCGGCGUGUUCAGGGUGGACCUGGGUCACAUGAGGUCGCUGCGUCUGUUCUUCAGUGAUGAGGCGUGCACCAGUGGCCAGCUGGUGAUAGCCAGCCGAGAGAGCCAGUACAAGAUCCUCCACUUCCACCACGCCGGCCUGGACAAGCUGGCGGAGGUUUUCCAGCAGUGGAAGUGCUGCAGGGAGACUCAACUCAAAGACCAGAUGUCGGAGGAGAAGUCCUGCAUGCAGUUUUCCAUCCAGAGGUCCAUGCUGCCGUCGGCCGAGAGCCAUCCCGAGGAGAAGCUCUACCGGAGGCUGGACGUCGCCACAUGGCUGCGACACCUCAACCACGAUGGCCAGGUGGAAGAGGAGUAUAAGCUGCGCAAGGCCAUCUUCUUCGGUGGUAUCGACCCGUCCAUCCGUGGCGAGGUAUGGCCCUUCCUGUUGCACUACUACAGCUAUGACUCUAGAUCCCAGGAGAGGGAGGCGUGGAGGCUGCAGAAGCGGACCCACUACCAUGACAUCCAGCAGAAGAGGUUGUCCAUGAGCCCCGAGGAGCACAGUGAAUUCUGGAGGAAGGUACAGUUCACGGUGGACAAGGAUGUGGUGAGGACAGACCGCAGCAACCAGUUCUUCAGGGGGGAGAACAACCCCAACGUGGAGAUCAUGAGGCGGAUCCUGCUCAACUACGCCAUCUUUAAUCCUGACAUGGGUUACUGCCAGGGCAUGUCCGACCUGGUGGCCCCGCUCCUCGCCGAGAUCCAGGAUGAAAGCGACACCUUCUGGUGCUUCGUGGGCCUCAUGGAGAACACCAUCUUCAUCAGCUCGCCACGGGAUGAGGACAUGGAAAGGCAACUGAUGUACCUGCGGGAACUGCUGCGCCUCAUGCUGCCUGACUUCCACCAGCACCUGACCACGCUGGGCGAGGACGGCCUCCAGCUCCUCUUCUGUCACCGCUGGAUCCUCCUCUGCUUCAAGCGAGAAUUCCCAGACAUGGAGGCCCUGCGCAUGUGGGAGGCCUGCUGGGCUCACUACCAGACGGAUUACUUCCACCUCUUCCUGUGCGUGGCCAUCAUUGUUCUCUACGGCGAGGAUGUGACAGACCAGCAGCUCGCCACCGACCAAAUGCUGCUGCACUUUAGCAACCUGUCUAUGCACAUGAAUGGAGAGCUGGUGCUGCGCAAGGCGCGCAGCCUCCUCUACCAGUUCCGCCUCCUGCCCAGGAUCCCGUGCAGCCUACACGACCUGUGUAAACUGUGCGGGCCGGGGAUGUGGGAUAGCCGCUACAUCCCCGCCGUGGAGUGCUCCGGAGAGCACCCGGACUCGCAGAGCUGUCCUUACGGGGGCACGUCCACGCCGCAGCCCUCCUCGCCCUCUCUGUCCUGCACACCCUCGCCAAACCACACCCACACACCUCCCAGAGGCUCCAAAAGUCGGGAUAUUUUCACCUUCAGGAAACAGUCCUGAGAGGUCACCGGGAGGCUGGAUUCCUGGAAUAUUUGCAGCCCUUGAACACCACACUUGUAGUGUACCGUCUCACUAAGGACGUCUGUCACUUGAGCCUUUCAUGUGGAGCACGGCGAGCGUCACACGAGACCCCGAGGUCAACGAGCCUCCUUCCUUUUGAAGCCGAGCGGACAAUCGGCAGCCAUUAUGCCGGCCCGGAGCGACCCUGUUCUGCUUUGCCGCUGGCUUGGCACUCUUCCACGAGCUGUGUUGGGUCGCGCGGGUUUGCAUCGGGGUCGGAGUACAAGCUGCCUGAAUUCCCGCAGACUUCUGACCGGAAAAGAGGUCAAAGUGUAAACUGUGAAUUAAUUCGCAGCAGUGUUCCUGCACUCUCACAAAGACAUAUUUGUCCUCACUCAGUAUGUGCAUAUCUUUAUUUAGGAGGUAUUUUUAUCCAACUUCCAGGGUAACGGACUGCUUUCAUUUCACUUGCAGCCAAUGUUUUCUCUCUGCAGAAUGUUUGGCAAUAUUACCGCCGUAUCCUUGCAUGUGCAGCACACAGCUACGGUAUGUCCGCCUCUCUUUAUGGCAAACAAGACAGACGAAUGAGUUGACAAAUCACGACAGCGCGUCGCAUGUUUGCUGAACAAUCUUGUUCUAGCUUGUGUUCAAGUUACCUGUUUAGCAAAAGAAGGGACGAUGCAGUUAAAGUACGUUUCCACCAAGCAGGACCCGACACUUAAACAUGACGGCUUUUAAUUGGUAUUUACUGGGGAUGCUCAGAUCAAUCGGCCACCGAUCAGUAUCGUCCGAUUGCCGUGAAAAAUCACGUGAUUGGCAUAUGCCGAAAAAUGCCUUUCAAUGCUGAUCACAAAAGCCGAUCGAUCCCCUGCGGCUCGUGCUCGUACAGCCUGUAACGAUCACCGCAUGCAGUGUAGUGUCGUGGGGAGCUUCCGCCUCCCGCUUUCCCCUCACACUGCGCAGGAGUGCCAAUACAAAAACAAUCAUGUCUGCCGUGAGGAACGUACGUGCCGACACAGGCCACAAAACCCCAAAUCUCACGGGGCUGCCAUGUUAAAAAGCUUUAUUUUCAUGAAACGGUGGCCAACACCCACCCAUUUGCUAAGCAAAUAACCCGAAACAUGACAUCUCAUUCUGUGUCAACAUGUGUUUGUCUAAAUUGCAUUUAUUUUAUUGUUCCUUUUUCCAUAUCAUGUAGCCAAUAGCAGGGGUGCAGCCAGGAAUUCAGCCGGUGGGAGCGCUUUUUAUUCAUUAAUUACUCAUUUUAUUAGAAACUACCUAUUUUUUGGGCUCCCUGGCAGUCAGGAGACUUUGGAAUUGUUUGACUUUUCACCUUUUAUACGCCACCCCUGGCUAAUAGCACUCAUAAUAAAUCAAUUAGUUAUUAAUCCAUGUGAUCGGAAUCGGCAGCAUAAAACCCUGAUUGGAGCAUCGCUAGCAUUUACUUAUUUAGACAGCAAACUAGCUGAAUGAACAGCGCCUCUGUUGGUUGCAACCACGUAAUGCUCUCCAUUUUGCCACAAUCGCUUCAACACAAUUAGUCAAUGCCAUUCUUUUUUCGCUGGGGUUACGGUGCCGGACCAGCAGAGAAUGGUGAAAAUCCGCCAGUAAUUGAGGCGCUCAUAAAUGUUUAUUUCUGAUAAACCGCUCGCUCCUCCAAAGCCGCCUGCUAACUUGUGAUCUCCUUCGGUUUUCAGUCAGAGUCGCUGUUAGAUUAUUACUUUACAUCAGGGGAGUCCAAAGUGUGGCCUGGAGGCCGUUUGCGGCCUGCAGCUGUUUUUUUUGUUUUUUUUUUUUUAUUGGAACGCAACACAUUCUAAAAACAGCAACAAUGGAAAAAUCGGCAGUCAUUUUACAAGAAUAAAGUCAAAAAGUUGUACUCUAAAGAGAAAAAUUCACAAUUUUACAAGAGUAACAUUGUAAUAUGAGGACAAAAAUGACCUACUUUUAGUGUCUGUCAGUUUUGGAAAAUUAGGUUGGGGAAAAAGUUAGAAUAUAGGAAUAAAGUGAAAAUAAUGAGGGAAUAAAAAUAUACCAGAAGAGAUUUGAAAUAGUUAAAACAGCAGGAAUGGGAAAACUGCUGUAAUUUCACUAGGAUAAAAGUGAAAAAGUUGUAUUCUAACAGGAAAAAGUAUUUUACGAGAAUAAACUUGUAAUAUUAUAAUGAAAAAUAUUAUUUUAGUAGCACAGAGUUGAAAUAUUAUAGAAUAAACAAAGUCUUUUUUUUCAAAAUAGUAACAACAUAAGAAACUAAAUGAAAAUGGUCCUAUCGCAAAAUUAAAGGAUCCUUUUAAAAAAAAAAAAAAAAAAAAAAUCCUGUAUCCAGACAGCGAUCCGGAUCACCGGAUCAGUUCUUCCAUAACCCAUUUGGGACAGUUUCUCAAACGUUCAUCCAAAUCCAUUCAGAACCUUUCAAGUUAUUGUGAACACAAACAAACGCCGGCACGAACAUCUUAGCAUUUGUCAAAGUGGCCUUGCGUCCUUUUCAUUUUUCACUAUGUGGCCCUUGCUGGAAAAAGUUUGGACACCCCUGGGUUAGACUCAAGUCCAAAACCCUCCUCCAUCUCUCCAGUGGGCCUGACCCACUUCUAAAGCAUGAAAUGUGUACAGGAGGUACUCCACACUAACGAAUGAUCAUGUAAGGCGAUCCAUCAACAGAUGGAAUCGGAGUCACGCUGUAGGAGUUAUCUAUACGUUUCACUUCUGUGUCUCGCAGCAACUAUGGCACGUUCAAGGACUGCCAAACAACGUGCGAAAUCUCAGCGCUUGACAAAAAAAAACAUUCAGUGAAGCAUAAAGACGAUGCAACAGUUCACCUGUGUUAUCACGUAUUUAUCAGUUAUUACCCACUCGGGUUGAAUGAGAUGUCUUUUCUGCAGAAAAAAAGUCUAUUUUCUCAGCGCUUGACAAAAAAAAACAUUCAGUGAAGCAUAAAGACGAUGCAACAGUUCACCUGUGUUAUCACGUAUUUAUCAGUUAUUACCCACUCGGGUUGAAUGAGAUGUCUUUUCUGCAGAAAAAAAGUCUAUUUUCGGACAAAAAAACCUAACAGUUUUUAGAGAAAAAUCAGCAAAUGUGUAUUAUGUCUACCCUUAGCGCCCACCCUUCCAGAAGCGCUCCAUAUCAGUCCCAUUGCAAGGGCAUCUCUUGUGUACGGUCCCCUUCAUGGCUGUUUUAAAGAGAAGUCGGGUCUGAGCUGCUGUUUGGAGAUUAAAAAAAACAAAAAACAUUUUUAUCUUGAGAGUAAUAACAAAAGAGGACAUCCUGUGCGACAACACUUCUGCUGAUUGUGUGGAAUUUGUGUGUUGGAUCGAAACGGAGCGCUACGCUGCCUGGCUGCAACCAGCCGAGGCGCUCGUCAUUCAGGCUCAGCUAGUUUUUGGUCUGGAGAGAAACAACGUGAGCUGCAUAAACACUCUGGCACAACACCACCUGGGCAGUAUGGCUGCAUGGAAACAGGAGUUCAGAACAGAGGUGUUGCAUUAACAAUCAUUGUUAAUGUUCCCACAGGCAGUGAAAGCAGUGUAAUGUAUUCCAAUGGGGGGGGUUCACUUCACAGAAGGAUGUUUUGACAUUUGAAAUAUCAUACGUGAAACUGAUCUGGAUUGUACGACUUGGUGCAAAGGAGGAUAUGAGGUACGUCUGCUUGGUUCUUCUGCCCGAUGAGACGAUGAAGCCGCCUGUGCAAAACCAUGGACGCCUUCAUCACCGUAAAGUCACACAAUCAGUGUUUGCGUCACUCUUAACUGGAUGAAACUCUGUGUGUGUGUGUGUGUGUGUGUGUGUGUGUGUGUGUGUGUGUGUGUAAACCGGAGUGACCACUCAAACAUGUGGUAAUGAGUAAGGCGUAGAAGCCCAGCCCCCGCAGCUCCGCCUCUUUAAUGACAGCAGUCACCAUGGAGAAGGGCUUUUAAAUGGAGCUGAACCAAAGCUUACAGAUGUGUUUUGGUUUUUAUGUUUUCGUCAUCACAUGUAAAGAAGGGUCCACACAGCCCCCCCCCCCCCCCAUCCCACCCCACCCCACCACAUAGCCCAUAAUUGCUUGUGAAUUCAAUGUUUGAGGCCACGCAUCAGUCUUCCCUAGCAACACAGUCUACCUGCUCUAUAGAUCCAGAAGUGCGUUUACAACACCCGAUACUCGCCAAACCCUGAGGAUGUUUUGUGCACUUUUGAGAUGUUUUUGACCUUAUUUCAUGAAGACGGCGAUUCAUUUUGAAGGCAGCGUUAACUUGUAAUCCAUUUUCUUCAAGAAACCCAUUGUUUUUGGAAGAAUAUUGCCUGCUUUGAAGACAGAACCUCAUCCGGUGCUGCCAUGUGCCAAGGUCGGGUUGCACGGUGCAAGAUCUCCGCCAGAUUCACUUCCUGGAAACUUUCAGGGACUUUUUUUUUUUUUUUUGUCGUAUUUAGCGUUAUUUGUUGACACAGUCGACUCGCUGUAUGUAUGUUAUCAACAUUCGGGCUGCGUGAGACGGAAGCAUUAGGGAUACGCAAAAAGAGCUAAUCUAACUUGUGUGCGUCAUGUAAGCCACUGGCUGUUUAAAAUGAACGUCUGCCUCCAUUUACUGAAUGUACCGUGUUCCUGUAGGACAUCACUCCUCACCCAAAUGAGCCUUUUCUUGAUAUUCAUUAAGAAUAACACAGUACCUUCAAGUACUUUCUUCACUUUGUUUGUUGUAGCAAAUGUGGGAUCGGCAUCAUUUUCACCAAAGUAUCUCAUUUGAUAACGAAUGAAAACAAUUGUGGAGCACCCAAUGGUUUUUGGCCGCACGUUAGCCUGCAGGCUGCUUCCUGGUUGAUGUGGGAUGAUGUCAAGCAGGGGGUGUCAAACUCAAUUGCACAGCGGCGCCAAACUAUCCUCACAAACUCACACAAAAUGUGCAUGACAGCCAGCGAAUGUGUUUUUAUGUGGACUUGUUUUGUUGUUGUUUUUUUAAACUUCACUUGUGUGGAAGGUUCGUGUUCAUCCCUGCUUGACAUGUCUGGCAGCACAGGAUGUUUGACUACAGUUGCUUGUUUCAAUAAACUCAUUGUUGGUCAAGCAAAAUCUACAGUGUUUUAUAUCCACACAAAAACAUCUCAAUCUGGGACAAAUGUUUUCACGCCCGCCGAUUUGAAAUACAAACUAGUAUCUAUUCUUCUGUAUUCUACAGACUGAACACAAAACUGAAACCAGGA
Messenger RNA from Dunckerocampus dactyliophorus (ringed pipefish), 7631 nucleotides. It is a transcript of the gene tbc1d16, whose product is annotated as TBC1 domain family, member 16. Lineage: Eukaryota; Metazoa; Chordata; Actinopteri; Syngnathiformes; Syngnathidae. The coding region runs from base 207 to 2456 and encodes 749 amino acids. Gene Ontology annotation, molecular function: GTPase activator activity. Gene Ontology annotation, cellular component: early endosome. The transcript has 13 exons. The record is from RefSeq and is a predicted model, not a curated record. Gene Ontology annotation, biological process: activation of GTPase activity.